Pararge aegeria (speckled wood butterfly) is the source of this 4258-nucleotide messenger RNA. It is a transcript of the gene egg, whose product is annotated as histone-lysine N-methyltransferase eggless. The record is from RefSeq and is a predicted model, not a curated record. NCBI's taxonomy places the organism in Eukaryota, Metazoa, Arthropoda, Insecta, Lepidoptera, Nymphalidae. The coding region runs from base 91 to 3924 and encodes 1277 amino acids. Gene Ontology annotation, cellular component: nucleus. The transcript is spliced from 32 exons. Gene Ontology annotation, biological process: heterochromatin organization; negative regulation of gene expression. Gene Ontology annotation, molecular function: histone H3K9 methyltransferase activity; protein binding; zinc ion binding.
GAAAAGGAACCCCAAAAAACAGGGGAAAAUAUUAUAGACGUUUUAUUUGAUGAAAACAAAACUGAAAAGGAAGCGGUAGACGACGAGUCUAUGAAAAUAUCAGACGCGUCUGACGCGGAAGGUACUGAGCGAAAGAACGAAAGGAGCGUUGAGAAGGCUUUGUCAAGUUUAUUGGAUGAAGAACCCGGAUCAUCGGAUUUUGACUUCAAAACGUGGACCAGAAAAAAAAGGUUAUCGAUAACCAAUCAAGAGAGAUUGAACUUCGUGGACUUAGGGGAGAGCUCUUCUGAUGAAGAUAAAAAGCAGACAACCUCCGCAACUAAACAAUCUCGAGCAGAUCUCACUACCGAAGACACAUCUAGCGAUGUUCCGCAUGCAAUGACAGAGAUCACAAAGUCUCCAGUGCUAGUGAAAGACGAGGUGAAACCCGAUGAAGCAGUGACAGUUAAAACGAAAUCCCCGACCAAAGCAGAGGCUCCAACAUCACAUUCUUCGGAAACCAAGGCACGUUCUCCUAUCGGACUAGAAGUUUUUAAUCUGGAUUCCGACGAAGAAGAUUCAAAUAUGAAGCCAAUCACUGAAAUUGAAGCAGUAAAAGAAGCGCCAGAAAAAUUACGUAAACUACUGAAGUGCAUCAAUAGAUCGUGCACCAACAACGAUCCAAAUAUCGCGUUCUAUAUACCGGAUAGACGCACAGUCCACUACUUUGAUGCGGAUAAAAAGAAACAUGCCUACGUGUGUGAAAAGUGCGCCGAUAUCGUCGAGAAACGGAAUCAGGAUCUCAUAGAUGGCAUCAGGAACUUCACGCCUCUAUUUCAACUGCACACCACCAGAAUAUCUGAAGAGCUGGUCGAGAUUUCGGACUCUGAUUCGGAUGAGGAGGUGGAAUCUGGUCCGGUGCAAUUACAGCUCGUGGGCGCAGAGGGAGCCGAAAUGCUGACUGAGAAAUUGGCCGACAUGAUCAACGAGACGUGGGAAAAAUUCCAGAUGGAUACUCGUAUCGAAGAAUCUCGCAAAGAACUACUGGAAGAAAUGGACAGGUUGCAGAAGGAGAGUAAGGACCUCGACACUAUAUUCAACGAAUGUCAAACAGCGACGGACAAAUUGCGCAACUCUCUCUACGCCACGUUCGAUCCACUUAUACAGGAGCAGCCAGCGAUUGUCAUAUUCGACACGCCCAAUUGUUCUAACACAGGCAUGGAACAUACAAUCGGGCGUCGUCUAAACAAGCGUCGUCUGUCGCCGUCAAGAGAAACGUCCGAGACUCCCACGAAGAAAUCAGUAUCAUCCCUAACCGCAUCAGUUGCCUCAGAAAGUAGUAUCGGAUAUUCAGAACAUAAACGAACCCUAGAACAGGACGCAAGCACUGCACCUUUUGUUGAGAAGUGUGACGACGAUAAUAUGGACAUAUCGGUAGUUCAACUGUCAGUUGAAGUGGCCCCGGCGGACUUGCCCCCACCAGGGGACCUAUCUCAUCCACCAAUCAGAUUGGGCAUGACAGUAUAUGCCAUGAAAAAUGCAUUCGGCACAUGGCUGAGGGCUAAGGUUGUUGAGAUCCAACCCAAGGCACAUAACAUACCUUUCACGAUGGUUCGCGUUAGGUUCGAGCACAAAGUUAGCAAGAAUCCUUUCAAAACAUUGCCGGCCAGGUGCUUAGCAUACUUUGAACCGUCGGAAGUCAGGAUGACUAUUGGUACACGUGUGAUAGCGCUGUUCAAAGACAUCAGUUUGCGUCAGGCAUACUAUUCCGGGAUUGUCGCCGAGAUCCCGAAUCCUGUCAAUAACUAUCGGUACCUAAUAUUCUUCGACGACGGCUACGCUCAAUACGCGACGCAUUCGCAGACUCGCCUAGUUUGCGAGUUCUCUUCGCUUGUAUGGGAGGAAGUUCAUCCAUACUCUCGCGAGUUCGUGCGCAGUUACUUGCUCGCUUACCCCGAACGACCUAUGGUGAGGUUACACGCGGGGCAGAAUUUGAAGACUGAAUGGAGAGGAAAAUGGUGGUCGUCUCGCGUGAUAAACGUGGACGCAUCUCUGGUGGAGGUCCAAUUUCUGCGAUGCGACAGACGCGAGUGGAUCUAUCGUGGCUCUACGCGUCUUGCGCCGCUCUACCUAGAGUUGCAGGCCGCAGAGCGACACCGCCCUAGAGCUUUACCCCGCACUCAGCCGCAAGUAAGGGUGAACAUGCCGUACGUGGAAUACACGAGGUCAGAUGAGCAAGCGAAUAAACAACCACAAACUCAGCGUCAACAACAAAACGAGGAAAUACGUCGACAACGCGCUGUAGCCAAGAAGUCGACGGCUAUAGCACCACAGCCUCCGGUAGCAGCCAACAACGACGAUGCCACUGACAGCACCACUAGCAGAGUUGUCUACUAUACGCCCAAAAACGCAGUGAAGCCAUUAAAAAUGACGCCGCACACGUGUUCGCCGAAGUGCAAGAGGACGGAUGUGCUCGCUCUAAAAGAGUUACGGACUUACAAUCCGCUCGCAAAACCUCUGCUGAGCGGAUGGGAGAGACAAGUUGUACGUGGGAGAGGGCUAAAGCAAGUGAUGUACGUGGCGCCGUGCGGGCGGCGCCUGCGCAACGUGCGUGAACUGCACCGUUAUCUGCGCUCUACGGACUGCGACAUGCCAGUGGACCUGUUUGACUUUUCGCCGACCACGCAUUGCCUUGCGGAGUACGUGCUCAACAAAUGCUUCGUGGGGAAAAAGGACCUGUCCCACGGGAAGGAGAUCGUACCGGUGCCGUGUGUGAACUGCGUCGACGAUUCGUUGCCGGAGUUCUGCUCCUACAACACCGAGCGAACGCCGACUGCGGGCGUGCCUCUUAACCUUGACCCUGAGUUUCUGUGCGGUUGUGACUGUGAGGAUGAUUGCGAGGACAAAGCUAAAUGCGCCUGCUGGAAAAUGACGUUAGAGGGCGCUAGGACCAUCGGUUAUGAAGGUGAUGUCGGUUACGAUUAUAGAAGGCUGCCGGAACCCUUGCCUUCUGGGAUUUAUGAGUGCAAUUCCAGGUGUAAAUGCAAAAAUACUUGUUUGAACCGCGUGGCACAACAUCCUUUGCAGCUUAAGUUACAAGUUUUCAAAACUGAUAAACGCGGCUGGGGCAUUCGUGCAUUGAACGACGUGCCAAAGGGCGCUUUUCUCUGCGUGUACGCGGGCAACCUUUUGACGGAUGCCACUGCUAAUUUGGACGGUCUCAACGAAGGUGACGAGUAUCUCGCCGAGUUGGAUUAUAUAGAAGUUGUGGAACAGAUGAAGGAGGGCUUUGAGGAAGACAUACCGGAUAAAAUCAAAGCCAAGGACAAGAAAGAGUUAGCAAGAAAGAAAGCUGAAGAAGAGGACGAAGAGGACGAGGAGUCGUCGGAAGAAGAGAACACCACUAAAAGGAGUGAGCAAGAAGAUGAUGACUUUGUGCCCGGCAUCCCAGGUUUAGGUUUAGGCGUUGCCGCGUUCAGCAAACGUUUAAGAAGAAGGGACUCCAGGAAGGAAGAGGAUACCAAACCGCCAGUAAAGGAAAAAGAAGCUGACGAAGAUUGUAUCACUAUUAGCGACGAUGAAGAAGUACGCGAGCCUUCUUGCUUCACGGCGGCCGCUGGGAUGGGAAAUAACCAAUUCAUCUCCAAAUAUAGAUCAGUCCGCACUUUGUUUGGUGAGGACGAAGCGUGCUACAUCAUGGACGCGAAGGUUCAAGGCAACAUUGGACGAUAUCUUAAUCACUCGUGCACACCGAACGUGUUUGUGCAGAACGUUUUCGUGGACACCCACGAUCCCCGUUUCCCGUGGGUGGCGUUUUUCGCACUGCAUCACAUACGCGCCGGUACUGAAUUGACUUGGAACUACAACUAUGACGUAGGUUCGGUGCCCGGGAAGGUGUUGUAUUGCUUCUGCGGAGCGCCCAACUGUAGGGGAAGACUACUUUAAUAUGGUUAAGAGUUUAGACUUUAGCCCCAAUUGAAUAAUUGGACACAGUUAAACGAAGAGGAUUUAACCUAUAUUAAAGUUGAAGUCUUGGACUUUUAGGGCCUUCAAAUGAAUUUGGGAUAACGUCUGUUGUAGAAUGUGGGGAUGGACUUCAAUAAUAAUAAUUAAAGAAGACUACUUCAAUAUGGUUAAGAGUUUAGACUUAACGAAAAGAAUACUACAUUGAAGUAGUUUACGGACAUUUAGGGCCUUCAUAGAUGUUGCAGAAUAUGGAGAUGAACUUUAAUAAUAUAAAUAAAUAGCUGUCCCAGCGAACUUCGUACCGCGGAUCUUU